Messenger RNA from Puccinia triticina, 855 nucleotides. RefSeq lists its product as uncharacterized. The record is from RefSeq and is a predicted model, not a curated record. The transcript is spliced from 2 exons. NCBI's taxonomy places the organism in Eukaryota, Fungi, Basidiomycota, Pucciniomycetes, Pucciniales, Pucciniaceae. Bases 1 to 855 code for a protein of 284 amino acids.
AUGUCUGGCUUUGAAUGUGCACCUUGUGGACGACAAUUUAGACUGUACCAGCAUUACCAAGAUCACAUGAUUCACUCGUCUCGGCAUUACUACUGCGCACCAUGCCGUCGUGACUUCGAAUCUCGAGACGCCCUGGACAGUCACCUUAGUCAACCCGACGAACAUAUGAUCUGCGAAUGGUGUCGAAUCUUAGUUGGAAAGCUUCGCCAUCACAACCAACGCCAUCACGAGAAAUGCUUGGAGUGCAACCAAUGGUACGAAGACGCGAACGAUAUUCAUCGGCAUCGCUCCUUAGCCCAUACCGAGGUGUACUGCGUUCCAUGUCAAAAACUUUUCGGGAACUCCAAAGAGUUGACAAUGCAUCUCACAUCGUAUGCUCAUCAACCAUUGAAUGUCGAGUGUGACCAUCCGUCUUGUGGUCAACAAUUCAUCAGCAAAGUAGCACUGGUCCAACAUCUCGAAACAGGGACCUGCCAAUCUGGAGUCAACCUGGAAGAAGUUGGCCACUACUUCAGCCGCCAUUGCGACCGAGGCCAGCAAUUCGUCAGAAGGGGCUUGAUAUUCCCUGCCGCGCUGGAGGAGAUCAUUUGCGAUAAGAAUGGCUACUAUCCUUGCCAUAUUUGCCUGGAAUCAUUUCUGCACAAGCGCGAACUUGUUUCACAUCUCAAGAGUUUGCAACACACGGAUCACGGCCAUAAAGCCUAUAAAUGUCCUUCCGCCCGUUGCGGAAGGGCCGGGUUUGAUAGUCUGUCCGAUCUGAUGAUUCACCUGGACAACGGUGAUUGUGGCAUAACACAUGCACGUGAAUUGUACACAAUGGUCGACGAGUUGACAAAGGUUUUGGAGUGCCUCUAG